UCUGUGUAGCUGUUGCUGUUGCUGUCCAAAUCCAUAAUUUUUACUCCGGUGUUAAAAGCAUAGAUGAAUGUUGAGUGUAAAAGGAUAGCGAAGAUUAUAAGGAAUGUGUGUCUGUGAAAUAUAAUGAAUUGUUUAUUAAAAAUAAAUUACAUUACAAAAGUAAAAAGAUAAAUGAUGGGUGUCGUAUCCAGUUACCGCUAGAACAACAUCGCAAAGUGUUUGGAUCCUAAAAUCUUUUUUACUCUUCAUUUCUUGUAAGAUGUCGACGGGUGACGGGUGUCAUUCGGAUAUGGAUUAUUCGGACGACGAUUGUGGGUAUGCUGAUUAUUACAACACGGCGGAGGACUGCGACUCGGAGCAGAUCAACGUGUCGAAGGUGGACCCCGAGUACUCGGUGUGUGACUACCUGCGUGUGGAGGACGUGGAGAGACUGUUGAACGAGUGCGUGGAGACUCUGAGCAACAGCCUGCAGGUGACGCCGAACGUGGCUAAGGUACUACUGCACGCGCACCAGUGGGCCGUGCCGGACAUAAUCGUGAAGUACCGCCCCGACACGACUCCCCCGGCGCUGGCGGGGGGCCCCGCGGACCAGGGCGAGGCUGGCCGCUUCCUGCGCUGCUCCGUGUGCUUGUCCACGUACGGCGCCGAGCACUUCCGAGGCCUCACGUGCGGUCACGCGUUCUGCAAGCUGUGCUGGGCCACGCACUUCGAGGUGCAGAUCACCCAGGGCAUCGCCCUCGACAUCGGCUGCAUGGCGCAGGACUGCAAGGUCCUGGCGCCGGAGGACUUCGUGCUGAACUUGGUGUCGCGACCCAACCUGCGCGACAAGUACCAGCAGUUUGCGUUCCGCGACUACGUGAAGAGCCACCCGUUGCUGCGGUUCUGUCCGGGCGCCAACUGCCAGAUCAUCGUGCGCGCCAAGGAGGCACGGGCCAAGCGCUGCGUGUGCAACGCGUGCCAGACGGACUUCUGUUUCGAGUGCGGUCUCAACUACCACGCACCCACCGACUGCACCACCGUGAAGCGGUGGCUCACCAAGUGCGCGGACGACAGCGAGACCGCCAACUACAUCAGCGCGCACACCAAGGACUGCCCACGGUGCCACACGUGCAUAGAGAAGAACGGCGGCUGCAAUCACAUGCAGUGCUACAGCUGCAAGUACGACUUCUGCUGGAUGUGUCUGGGGGACUGGAAGUCGCACGGCUCCGACUACUACGAGUGCUCGCGCUACAAGGCCAACCCCAACAUUGCCAACGAGUCGGAGCAAGCGCAGGCGCGGGAGGCCCUCAAGAAGUACCUGCACUACUACGAGCGCUGGGAGAACCACUCCAAGAGCCUGAAGCUGGAGAAGCAGACGCUGCAGAGCGUGAAGACGCGCGUCCACUUGAAGGUGAUGAACGGCUCGGGCACGUGGAUCGACUGGCAGUACCUGCUGGACGCUGCAGCGCUGCUGGCCAAGUGCCGCUACACCCUGCAGUACACGUAUCCCUACGCCUACUACAUGGAGGCGGGCCCUCGCAAGGAACUGUUCGAGUACCAGCAGGCUCAGCUCGAGGCGGAGAUAGAGAACCUGUCCUGGAAGAUAGAGCGCGCGGAGACGACGGACCGCGGAGACCUCGUCAACCAGAUGGACAUUGCAGAGAAGAGGCGCACCACGCUCCUCAAGGACUUCUUCGAGUUAUGAAGACUACUGGAGGUGGCGCCCCACAGCCCAGGGCAGAUACAUUAAGACUAAACCAUGAAGUAUGACAGUGAAUGCAACUGCUUGUACCAAGAGAAGUCCUCCCGAGACCAGCACGGCCGUCCGUCUUGUUCCCCUCUCGUCAUCGGCUCCGUGGUCGCCUGUGGUCCGAGUGACUGUGUAUUUCCUGCAAGGCCUCGAUCUCUGACUGAUAAACAACAUCUCUGUAUUCCUGGCCUGCCAAGACAACAUUUCUAUGCCUGGCUUAUGCAUAAUGUCUAGGUCAUUUGUCAGUAAACUAAUAUGCAUGCAUUAUAAACUAAGAGCAUGUGUGUCAAAGCUAACAGUUCAUACUGACUGUAAUAUUGUGAUACUGGUUUGUUAUGAAAUUUUUGAAGUGAAACUUCCUUUGCUGAGGGGGCAAUAAUUUUCAAGCGUUACGAAAAUUCAGAUCACUUGAGGGAACAGUUAGGAACGUGUUGGGGGAACCGGUACAGCAGGAGAGUGCGUCAGCGGCGACGCCAUUUCAACGCAUGCGCUAGCGGUCGAAUGGGAAGACGGCAAAAAAAAGAGGGGAGGGGGUUGAUACGUAAUGGAGCAUGCUAUAUACUAGAUGUAAUCACAGGAAGGGGAGACGGCAGGGGAGAGGUAGAAGAGACACAGCAGUGAUGCUACGCAAUUCUCGUAACGCUGCUUGUGUUUGUCUGUUCCUCUGUUUCGUAAUGGCUAACGAUUGAUGCUACCACAUUUCUUUUAUUUAAUUUAAAGUAUUUACAGUUUAUUUAUUUGUGUGGAAAAGGGUUAUUGAUUUGCGCAAUUAACUUUAUAAGUAUCAUUCAUAUUUAUGUAAAUAGUGUGAUUGGAAAUGUAAAAAAAAGACUUAUAAGAGUAAUUUGUUUUUGGUAUUGAAUAGUGUGUUGUGAAAUGUCAAAAGACAGACUUGUGAGAUAGACUUUAUAAGUGUAAUUUAUGUUUAAUUGGAGUGUUUAUUUGGUUUUCAUUAUAUUCAGCUGGAGAUCAUAAUUUGACUUCAUGCCUAAAAAUAAUAAAAAGACAGAAGCAGAUAAGAGGUAUCAUUAAAGGUAAUGAGGGAAUGAACCGCUAUAAGAGGCUCUGAAAUUGCCAGUGAACGGUUGCGAGAGUAUAGGGCACGGAAAAAGGCAUUUUUUUUCCAUUUGAGAUCAUACACGCAUCCUUACUAUUCUCAAUUAUUAUCUCUUGUUCAAUAAAAAAAUAGUAAUAAUUUAUCUCUAUCUAGCCUAUAUCUAAUAAGCAAGAAGUUUCACUUGUCAUAAGUGUACUCCAUGCACACUUAUUUUUUAUUACCUGAUAUGUGAUGUGUGUUUGUAAUAUCUUCCGAGCAGUGCAUGCAGUGCUGCUGUAUCUUGAGUUUAGUUUAGUUAUAAACUUAUCCUCUAAAUUCAUAAUUUACAGAAACCUAACUGAUUCAGCAACAUUAUUAGAGCUGGUAAUCAUGGACAAUAUAUGGCCUACACUCUUAAAUUAAGGCACUUGUGUCUCCACCUGAACAACUGCGGGAAACUGCAAGUGCCAUGUUCCUGUGGCCUGGAUUACAUAGCACAGACAGGAGUGAGGGUAGCUACACACAAUAUUAUAGCACUUGGUCUGUUUAGCGUGGAGAAACAUGGGAACCUUGCAAGAGGUCUGCAGAACUUUGUUUAGAAAACUGAAGGGAAAUUACAUGAAUAAUUAUGACUAGGAAAAAUAUUAUUUGAUUUUUGGGGUUGUAUAGAAUAAUUUUGCAUUCUUUUGCACUCAGUAAUUAUUUCAGUUGUAAAGAGUACACAUUGUGCUGGUUUUUCAGCAUGUCUGAUACAUUAUCAAUAUCCCAACUGAUUUCAACUCUAAUUUAAAAUUAUUGUACAUGCAGUGAGAACACACAGUCGAAAAUAUGUUAAAUUAUCACAAAUUUUUCUUUAACAUGCAAUUAUUGAUAUAUAAACUAAGACACAUUGGAGCCAUGAAAUAGUUUGUCAAAUAUACCCUAAUUGUUUUAAUUUUUACCAAAAUUCAUUACCAUAACAAAUCUCUUUCAAUCCUACGUAUGAAACAACUCUAGCUAGGAUUGCUGAAGGCAGUGGUUUCCAUGAUUGCUAGUGUCCGGUACUGAGUUCUAUAGUAUUUGGUACACACCGAGGAUUACAAACAAGAGAACUACAAUUUGGUCAUAGAGAAUUACAGGAAUGGGACAGUUAAAGAAACCAUAGAAGAAUUCAGUUUGCAACAUGGGCAGACAAGAGUAUUCCAUCGGAGGAAAACAAUCAUGUAUGAGGAUACGUUUAUCUAAGCAAAUUCACUGAAUGAUAAUGUGAAUUAUGUUAUUAUUCACUAUAGGACUACCAUUCUUAUUGAAAAAUUAGUAAAAGAGGAUAUUGAACAGCUUUGUAAAAUUGUUUUUUAAAAAAUAAAUGUGUAUUUUGGCUGUCUGCCUGGCCUGUUGUCAUACAUCCCUGAGGUGGGUGAAUUGGAGGCAGUUGCAGUACACAGCAGUAGCUUCGUUACCAUCUCUGUACUCCCUUGUUGGUUUUACGAAUGCAUAUGAUAGGUAUAGUUACUCAUUUUUUAUUUAGUGAUUUUUGGUACUGUCAUGCAAAUGAACCAACACCGUGGAAGAUGUUGGGCAAUGAUUUAGUUUUCGGUAGCACAGUUACUGAUGGUCUCCUGGGGACAUUGUUAUGAACACACGUGGUGUAGAUGUGUUAUUAUAAUUAUAUAUGCUCAUGAAAUUAAGGAAAUGCACUGGACCUGGCAUAUUAAUACGUUUUUUAAUCUUCAGCAUGUGAAGAUGUGGAGUUCGUAAUUCACAUAGUAAUGGGCUGGCUCGAACUGAGGUUUAUUUAAGGUAUAUUGUAAUUACAUGGUACACUACAUUUGUAAAGAUGUGGACUGCACGUAUGCCAAUGGCUCUAAAGUCCCAUAUUGUUAAUAUGUUCAGCAUUUGUCUGCAUUUUAAAAACAGUACAUUUAUGUUAGUAGAGAUUGACAAAAUAGGUUUUACUUUUAUUGGUAUAAAAUUUUGUUCUUUUGUGCUAUAAGAAAUAACUGUUGUAAGAAAAUUGAUAUGCUAUAUUCAUAAUAAAACUCAAAAGUAGAAAAUUACCUCUGAAAUAAAAAAAAAAUAAAAAUUAGACAGAUUUUAUUACAAAUGUGAUUUAAAAAUUUAGCAAACAUACUUUCACAUCAUUAGGGAAUUUUUUUUUGAAAUGAGUUACUCAUUAACAUAAAACAUUUUAAAUAAGAAGAGCUGAAUUUUAAUUUGGGGUUCUGAAAGACUAUCACAUCAAAAUAGCUUCAUUCUUAUCUAAAUAAGCACUGGAAUUAUGUUUACUAUCAGCUGUAUGAUUAGCACUAUUCUUCAAGUUUCUAGUGACGCGUGAGUGCGGAGCGGCCCGAAUGGCAGCUCUGACGGCAAACACUCGGCUAGAAGCAGAAGCAAGCUUUGAGCAGACCCGGAUGUGUGCCAAGCCAGUACGUCCUUGUUUAAGAGCUGCGAAUACCUAUGAGUUAGGGGAUAACUUUGUAUUAUUAAAAAUUUCUAUAAAUGCAUAUUUUAAAGGAACAAACUUAUGUAUUAUCUUUAAUUUUUUUAAAAUGUAGGCAUAUGUUUAGAUUGAUUUUUUCUUGAAUGCCUAGUAUGUAUUAAGUACAGAUGUUGCCUGGUGUAAGAGGUGGAGUAUGUAUCACAGUGCUUGGGACAGUGUCCGAGUAGUACAAAUCAAAUCAAUGCUUUAGUUUUUGUUAUUGAAAUAGUAAUCCUCAUAUGCAGUAGAACCCUGUUAUACGAUUUGUGCAGCCAUUUAGCAUUUUUUGGCACAAUUUUAAAUUUGAAUUUUGAACCAUAAUUUUACCAGUAAUUUUAUAACUAAAAUUAAACUUUUUCUGCUCUCUGCACACUCCCACUUAAUCUUUGUCAGGCUAGUCUCCCCAAUCCGUUCCUAGUACCAGAUCUGAUUUUUGCAGAUUCUUUGGGAGCCAGCAUGUGUCUCGUCUUAUCACCGCUUUGAUGCACGCCUGUCGCCUGUAAUUCUCCCUGUAGCCAUGACAAGAACUGCUAUUCCCUGCAAGCUAACAGAACAGCCAGUUUCUAAGACCCAGCCUUACGUGAGCACUCUAAGACAUGAUCACGAGUCGUUUCACCCAACGUCCCGGCACGUCUUCGAGCUCCACAGAGCUAGUUUCCCACCGUCGUGCAGUUUCCAAGUCUCCCCCCCUUCCCCAGAAGCCCUCAGUACAAUGACCGGCCACUGACCCCGGCCUAAGUCAAGGAUAGCCAUAGGUCUCCAAAAGUACUGCCUCUGACCUCUAUCAGCGGAGGUAGCCACUGCUGUGAGUCUCGGGCAAACUUAGCCUGCCCCCUGGCGACUCACGCCACAAGCAGUGCCCCGUAAUUCUUCUGCAAGCCACCAGAGCACUGCACAAGUCUCCUCCAUAAGCCCCAUGCUCUCGAAAUAGCCUCGUGCGAGAUACGCACAAGUAUAUUAGUUUCUAUUUCGGCCACCACCCAAGAGAUGGCGCUCCGCUCUGGCAGCUAACUACGUCGAGAUAUUGAGGCAGGUGUUUCUUUGCCACCCACUCAGAAAUCUUCGGAACCUUUCGGUCCGGAAGCAAGCGCCUGUUUUAAUUAAGAGUCGCUCCCGCCUCACAGACUUCGCACCGUGCUCUCAGACUGACUACUUCGCACCCUCGGCCAGCCCACAGCCGUCAUACGAGAAUGCAGUCGUCUCGUAAAGGGAUGUUUUCCCUAAGUUUCUUUUAGACCUUAAUUAGUCAGUCUGUGUUUCCUAUGUAGAGAUUUUUAUAUUUUCGAAAUUCUAAUUUCCACCAAUGAUGAGUUGUUCGGGACGGUCUUUGCUCACCUCCCGGCGGGCACAUGUUCUGAGUGCUACGAGUUACACCCUGUUCAAGAGCCGCAGCAAGCAUGGCGACCGCGUGCUUUUUCCUGUCCUCAGACCCAGGACUGCUAUGGCGCCCUGGUAGUCCACUACAUCGUGAACUAUCAUCUUCGGCCACCUAGUUCCAAACAUCAUAUUUCCAAAUUCCCAGUUAGACCUCCAGCGUGUCAAAAUGCGUUAAUUAGAGAACUUUAAUUUCUCGAUGUGCCAAUCAUUGUCAUCCUGGGAUUGUUUAUUCCUAUUGUUAACUAUGGUGGAAGUCCUUUUGUAAUAUUUUUACAAAGGGUCGACCCUACAAACCAAUAUUAAUCCCAAUUUGUGUAUUAGCCACCACUGUCACAACUAACGAAUAAUGCAUUAGCCAAAUUAUGUAUGUCAAGGAACUAACUUAUUUAUCAUGUUUAUUGUUUUAAUGUUUUGUUGGCUCAGUUUCCAGUAAAUAUAAAAGUAAAAUAAGCAGGUGCACUGAUAUAGACAAAAUUGCAUUUGUUAUUUAUGUAUUAGAAACUAAAAGAUCCACCAAUCUCCCAAAGUUUUUCCAAGUGUAGAGAAAAGAGAGAGUAACAUAUUCCUGCUUGUUACACCAUUAUUUCGCAGGAUUUCCUUCCUCUAGCGUUUCUGGCUUAUUUCAUUCACAAAUAAGAUUUACAAUGGUUAAGUUAUUAAUUAUUUUUGCAUAGUGAUUGCACUAAACUAAUCAGUCACCUCGCAACUAGUACAGUAGUGGCAAGUCAUGGCAGAAACGUAUUUAUUAAACAACAAAGUCAGGAUUUAUGUUAAUAGGUUAAAUAAUCUUUCUAAUAAUAGAAAACAUUAACUUUAUGAUUUUUUUAAAGAUCUUAUUAGAACUUAAAUAUAUUUCCUAAAUUAAUAACAUUAUUAUUUUGUGAUUCAGAAGUGUUGGUAGAAAUGUUAUCUGUUAUGCCCUGUUAUUAAACAAUGCUUUAUGUGAAUUUUAAAAUUUAAUUUUACAUUUUUUAAUCUCAAAAUGUUAUUCAAAAUUGAUGUACUUGAAAUGUAUGUAGACAUAUAUGUCAGUACUGCAACUCAGUUGAAACGGUAGUCAAGCACACUUAACCUGAUGGAAAAAUGAAUAAUUUUCAUUAACAUACUGUGUUAAGGAAGACAGUAUGUUUUCCUGGAACGAAUUAGGGCGUUACAGUAUUUGUCUUGAUAGUCGGAAUAUAUAUAAUCUUAACAGUUUUUUUGACAUUGCUUUAACCAUGUUUUUUCGGUUAUCCGUGGACCCCUUGCCAGUAUAUUACCCAGGAUGAUCGGGUUGUCUACUGUAUAUUAAAGCAGCACUUAUUUACUGUGAGUUUUCUUACAUUAUGGCUGUUGGAAUGAGAAACUAUCUUUAAAUGGUUCCAUAAAAAAAGUUAAUUGUAAUAGCCAACAGUAAUAAUACUGUUAAAAGUUCUUUAUUGCUUGUAUGUGAAAUCAGCAUAAAAAAAAAUAGAAUAGCCUUAAAAUUAAAUUCUCACUUAUAACAUUUUACUGCCUACAACUUUUCUCUUCUUUUUAGAAAGCAUUAUGACAGGGUUCUAUUUCAUUCAUUUAGUGUAUACAUAUUUAAUUUGUGAUAUAUUGUGUUCUGAUGCAUACUACACUUUGGUAUACAUAUUCCUAAAACAUUUUGCUGUGGUUAUAAAGGAUUAAUGUAUGCAACUGUAUUAUCAUACUGUCUUGUGAGUUGUGCCUAGUUUUUUAAAAUUGCCUUUUGCAUAGACAUUUAUAAAAAAUACGUAAUGCAUAAUUGGUUUUGGGUUGAUCACUAACAUCUCAGAUCUGUUUGAUGCUGAUCAUUGGUGUUGAUCAGUGAGCUAAUACUUAUGUUUAUUUUGUGGUUUGCAAUUAUUAGCUGAUGUUAUUGCUUAGUCAUAUCCAGGCUUGUUCUAAUGUUAGCAAGUGCCAGUACAAAUUUUAAUUUGCCAUCUUCUCAAAAAUAAGUGGAGUUGGUAUCACAACCUUUAAGUUGUUGUUUUACAUGUUUUCCAUGCUGGUUUGGUAUUUGUAACAAAGUUGCUUCAGUAAUUGUGACAGCACAAGUUACAAGCAGUGGUUGAUCAGAAUUAGAAAAAGUGAUCAGUUUUAAAACAAAUUAUGUACCUAGUAACAGUGUCAUUUUCCCCUUGUUUAUAAAACCAAGAUUUACUUUUGAAACACUUUUCUUCUCGGUCUUAAACAAUAUUUUACGAACUUGAAACUUACAAUAUGUAGAGUGAGCAAAAAAAAGGUUUAGCCUAAAGUUCUUGCUUGUUAGGUUUAGCACUUGAAAAAUUUGAGUGAAUAAACAGUUUGUUGACCUAUGAAGGAAUUGCUCGCCAGGAAACAUGCUGGGUGUAGCAGUUCCUUGGAAGCAAGUGGUUGUGUUUAAUUCAUGCUGUCUCUCACACGCACUAACAUCAGUGAGUGCAGUCUAGUCCAUUCAGUUCAGUGCACUGUGAGGCUGGCAUUUUGUGAGGAAGAGCUGUCUAGUUUGACCGCUGUUUGUUUAAUAAGUUGCUCAAAGAUCACACUGCAGUUCUUGAAAAAUCAAAAAUGGCCUGCAGUCACUAAGGUGAGGAAAGAGGCCUGGGAAAAAAUAACAUAAAAGUACGCAAAAACUACUUUCCAAAAUGUAACAGUUUUGUAUAUGAAUGAAAAUGUUAGGUAACAUUAAAAAAAAAACUUAUAAAAGACAUGUUAAGGGCAUUUGAAAUAAGAAAAAUGGAAAAAUUUGGGAGCGAUAAAUUCUAGAAAUAAGCAAUAAUGAAGAGAAUCCAGUUCAUUCAGACAUACCUGGUAGCGUGGCCCAGAUGUGAACGUAAGUUUGAUUUCCAGUAAAGUCAUGGAUGAUGAGAGACCCAAGGUAAAAAUGUAGAAAAUUAAUAAAUGUGAAACUAAUGAAACACAAAAAACCUGGAGAUCUUCCAACUCCAAUGUAUUGUACCAUUACAGUAAAUAAAAACUAACAAUAUUAAAAUGGAAUGAUAAAAUAUUAAAUUUAUAGGAACAAUCUGUUGAUUAUUCAACACAUAUGAAGGAAUAAGAGGAUGUUAAUAUUCAAUUUGUAAUCAAAAAUGGAAAAUUAAACAUUCCUUAUCUUUAUUCAUUCUUAUAUAUUGUAAACAAUGGAAUUAAAAUAAAUACAUACAAAUUAAAA
Messenger RNA from Bacillus rossius redtenbacheri, 9739 nucleotides. RefSeq names its product potential E3 ubiquitin-protein ligase ariadne-2 (gene ari-2). Gene Ontology annotation, cellular component: ubiquitin ligase complex; cytoplasm. The record is from RefSeq and is a predicted model, not a curated record. Lineage: Eukaryota; Metazoa; Arthropoda; Insecta; Phasmatodea; Bacillidae. The transcript has 2 exons. Gene Ontology annotation, molecular function: ubiquitin protein ligase activity; ubiquitin conjugating enzyme binding; zinc ion binding. Gene Ontology annotation, biological process: positive regulation of proteasomal ubiquitin-dependent protein catabolic process; protein polyubiquitination; ubiquitin-dependent protein catabolic process. Bases 260 to 1684 code for a protein of 474 amino acids.